AUGCCGAUAAGAUGGUUUGAUCGUCGCGAUCCGUCUAGUAUUCACAAAGACAACCUUCCCGUUAUUAAUGAGAAGGGAAUGUGCUUGCAGUAUACUGUCGCCUACGAGAAGUUCGUCUGGGAUGUGCGUAGCGAACCGAGAGUCGUCGAAUCCUUCGAGAAGGUGUAUAAUGACAAAGAUCUUAUUGUCUCUUUCGAUGCCGUGAACUUCGGUUUCCCGAAGUAG
Molecule: messenger RNA, 225 nt
Organism: Penicillium macrosclerotiorum
Lineage: Eukaryota; Fungi; Ascomycota; Eurotiomycetes; Eurotiales; Aspergillaceae
Exons: 2
Coding region: 1-225 (74 amino acids)
Source: RefSeq, a predicted model, not a curated record